This is a messenger RNA of Synchiropus splendidus (mandarinfish), 522 nucleotides long. RefSeq names its product tumor necrosis factor receptor superfamily member 13C-like. The record is from RefSeq and is a predicted model, not a curated record. The transcript has 3 exons. Gene Ontology annotation, molecular function: signaling receptor activity. The coding region runs from base 1 to 522 and encodes 173 amino acids. Gene Ontology annotation, biological process: tumor necrosis factor-mediated signaling pathway. Lineage: Eukaryota; Metazoa; Chordata; Actinopteri; Syngnathiformes; Callionymidae.
AUGAGCAAGAAGAAGUCCUGUCCUGGAGGAGAGAAGUGGGACACCCUGCUCAGCGCCUGCAUCCAUGAAGGCGCCGCACCUGGACCCUCCGACGAUCCUCUCCUACCCUCAGACCCGGAGCUCAUGGCUGCUUCUCCUGUUGGACGGUCUCAGUCCACGUCUCAAGUGAGUCCCAUGCUCUGGACGCUUGUGGUACUGACCACUGCGGGCUCCGUCUUGGCGCUGGUGUUGUGGAUGGUCAUCUUCAUCCGGAGGAGGCGCAGGACUACCGGGUUCAGGGCUCCGGAUCAUCCCACAAAAACCGAGUUCCUGAACAAACCUGCAGCGCUACCGACAGGUGUCUCCAGCAGCGAGUCCCAGGGCUCCGCCCACUCAUGCCACCAUGACCUGCCGCACCCGUCCGCCCCCUCCGGGCCCUCGCUUGGUCCAGUCUGGAGCCACAGGGUCCCGCUUCCUGCCACAGAGCUGGGGGGCACCGCUCUGGUCACCACCAAGACGGUCGCUGGAGGCGCCGGGUCGUGA